AUGGAUGGCACUGGGGGCCCUCUGUUGUGCUUCCCCAACCUCAACUCCUCCUGCAAGCGGCUGCUGCGCCCCCACUCUGAUGCUGCAGUACUCUACACCCUGCUGGCCCUCGUCUCUCUGCUCACUGUGAAACUCAACCUGCUCGUCAUCAUCUCCAUCUCCCACUUCCGUCAGCUCCGCACCCCGACCAACACCCUGCUCCUGUCUCUGGCUGUGUCCGACAUGCUGGUGGGGCUGCUGGUGAUGCCCAUCGAAGGCCUGCGCUACGUGGAGACGUGCUGGCUGCUGGGAUGGCUGAUGUGCACUCUGACUCCUUAUGUUUCAUACUGUCUUCUUUCUGUCUCUGUGGGCCACAUGGUGCUCAUAUCUGUGGACCGUUAUGUGGCUAUCUGUUACCCGCUGCUCUAUUCCUCUAGAAUUACCCUGAACAGAGUGAAAUUUUUAAUCAGUUUAUGCUGGGCCUGUUCUAUGAUCUACAACGGCUGUAUUCUGAUGGGACAUUUAGGGAGGGAGGACAGUUUCGGCUCCUGCCACGGGGAGUGCGUGGUGGUCGUCGGCCACGCUGCAGGCACUGUUGAUCUCUUUGCGACGUUUGUCGGGCCCUGUGCUAUCAUGGUUGUUCUCUAUGUGAGGGUGUUUGUUGUUGCUGUCUCUCAGGCACGUGUGAUUCGGUUGCAGACUGCUGCCAUUAGUUUCACCGCAGCUACAACUGCAAAAAAAUCAGAGAGGAAGGCAGCCAGGACUCUUGGGAUUGUGAUAGCUGUGUUUCUAAUGUGCUUUUGCCCAUAUUACUAUCCUGCUCUCAAAGGUGAGGACACCUCAAACACCUUGUCAUAUGCUGCAGUGUUGUCUUGGCUCAUACUGACAAACUCAUGUGUGAACCCUCUGAUUUAUGCUCUGUUCUACCCCUGGUUUAGGAAAGCUAUCAAACUCAUCCUUACACUCAAAAUACUCAGGGUCCCUGAAUCUCAGGACACCAAGAUCCUGUAG
Messenger RNA from Chelmon rostratus (copperband butterflyfish), 990 nucleotides. Its product is annotated as trace amine-associated receptor 13c-like. The transcript has a single exon. Lineage: Eukaryota; Metazoa; Chordata; Actinopteri; Chaetodontiformes; Chaetodontidae. Bases 1 to 990 code for a protein of 329 amino acids. Gene Ontology annotation, biological process: G protein-coupled receptor signaling pathway. Gene Ontology annotation, cellular component: membrane. Gene Ontology annotation, molecular function: trace-amine receptor activity. The record is from RefSeq and is a predicted model, not a curated record.